This is a messenger RNA of Aedes albopictus (Asian tiger mosquito), 1364 nucleotides long. RefSeq names its product mpv17-like protein. The coding region runs from base 603 to 1202 and encodes 199 amino acids. Gene Ontology annotation, cellular component: membrane; cytoplasm; mitochondrion. Gene Ontology annotation, biological process: cellular response to reactive oxygen species. NCBI's taxonomy places the organism in Eukaryota, Metazoa, Arthropoda, Insecta, Diptera, Culicidae. The transcript is spliced from 3 exons. The record is from RefSeq and is a predicted model, not a curated record.
UUCCGCUUUUCGGUUCGCCCCGUCGUGGCAUUGAAUUGAUCGACCACGCUUGCCGGUGUGAGGUGCGAAAUUUACCAUCCUCGUCGUCGACGUCCCUUUCGGCAGUGCUCAACGAUUGGGUGUGGGCACCGGAUUAGGAUUUUCUAUCACGGAUUGAUUAGGUCCGGAAGUCGCGUUUCUGUCCUUGUGCGUUGUCGUGUGUCGUGACCCAGUGUAAUCCGUUGUUGUUGGUGUGCUACGAGUGCGUUGAGAAACCGGGAUUCAUGUGCGUCCGUUGUUUCGUCGUCGUUGCCUGCUAGCCUGUGGUGCUUAUACAAGCGAAAGAAUACCACCUAUCUCGUCGUCAGUGACGUCAAGGCUUGGUUGUGUUACUGUCUGUCCGUGUCGGUAGACGAGCUGGUGGCGUUUGUGUGGAUUGGUUCAAAAUAGAAGUUCACGCGACGUCGAGCGCUGUCCGAUGGUCGUUUGACGAGAGAGCGACCAGAAGCCGAUUGGAGCAAAGGGAAACGACCUUGAACGACAAUAACUGUAGGAGCGUCCUUGACAAAGUUCAACAAGUUCAAGAACUUCUUAUUUUGGUGCAGAACCCACCGUAGGCAACCAUGUGGUGGCGAUUCAUUGUGGAGUUCACCAAUGAAUACAAAAUUCUCCGUGGGAUGAUCUCCUACUCGGCGCUCUGGCCGCUCGGGUGCAUCCUGCAGCAAACGUUCGAGGGCAAACGCUGGAAGGACUACGACUGGCAGCGCUGUUUGAGAUACAGCCUGUACGGCACGUUCGUCUCGGCCCCGAUGCUGUACUCGUGGAUGCGCGUGGCCAACAUUAUGUGGCCCCGGCGGGACUUCCGUUCGUCGAUGACCAAAGCCUUCACCGAGCAGGUGGCGUACGAUCCGUUCGCCAUCGUGUUCUUCUUCUACGGGAUGAGCAUCCUGGAGCGAAAGAAGCAAUCGCAGGCGGCCGAGGAGGUCCGGGAAAAGUUCUGGGACACCUACAAGGUGGGUUUCGUCUACUGGCCGGUGGUGCAGACGAUUAACUUUUCGCUGGUGCCGCAGAAGAACCAGAUCAUUGCGGCCGGCUUCUUCAGCUUGAUUUGGACCACGUUUCUGGCGUUUGUCAAAACUCACGGUGGCAAAGAGAAACACGUGGGGCCUCCGUCAACGCCGGCCGAGCGCAGGAGGUGGCUUAGGGUGGCGUCCCACGAGUAACGAAUGGUUCGAUUAUCGAGUGUGAAUGUAGUCGUUCUGGAAACUUGUGAUCUUUGAGGGUAAGAUUUCAUAUUAGUAUUGAUCAUCUAAAUUUUUGUUGAACAAAUUGUUAGCGAAACGAAACAAAAUAGUAUGUAAUGAUAACAGCAAAUCAAAUAAACU